Messenger RNA from Mycena citricolor, 1452 nucleotides. NCBI's taxonomy places the organism in Eukaryota, Fungi, Basidiomycota, Agaricomycetes, Agaricales, Mycenaceae. The record is from the annotation of a GenBank genome assembly.
AUGAACACUCGGGAGCUCAGAAAACGGAUAAGCGCUCUGGAUCGGUCUAUAUCCAUCCUUCAAGACCAGCUGCACUUGCUUGAAGCAGAGAAAGCGGACCUCGCGACCCAGCUCUGUCGAUCGACGUACCCCGUCGAAUCCCUGCCUCCCGAGAUCAUAGUCCACAUCUUCGUGGACUACAUCGCUGCGCUGGACAAACCCACCCUGUUCCCCGCCUUCCUCGGGGUGUGUCGCACAUGGCGGCAGAUCGCGUUGGGCACUGCGGGGCUGUGGAACGACAUCGUCAUACCCUGGCAACACCCGCAGCCGGACGUGCUGCUGCAGCGCUGGGUGGAGCGCGCGGGACCCCGCAUCCCCCUCGACAUUUAUAUGGGGCUAGAGACGACAGAGCCCGUGCUAGCGGUGCUGGGCGCGCACGCGUCGCGCUGGCGGCGCUUAGUGCUGAGGAUGAGCAUGCGGUCGACGCUCGCCGUGGCCCCAGGCGAUGGAUCCGGAUCGUGGGAGUGCCUUGAGGAGCUGGAUGUGCUUGCGGACCUGCAGCACGCGGCGGUACUGAGCCCUGUGACGGGGCUGUUCAGCGCGCCGCGGCUGCGCCGGGUGUGCGUCCAUUCGUUCCCCGCGACGCAGUUCGUGCUGCCGUGGACACAGAUAACGUCCCUGGCGCUUCUAAACCAGUCGCUCGCGCAGUGCCUCAUGAUCAUCUCGCAGACGCGCCAGCUGGAGGCGCUGCACGUGUCACUGACAAACCGGAACACCAGCCACCACCCGAUUUCACUGGUGCUGCCUGCGCUGCGGCGGUUCAAGAUCGAGCGUGAUGCGGUGCCGCCGAUCCUCGGGUACAUGACCCUGCCGCUGCUCACGGACCUUGAUGUUAGCGGACAUGUCGACGGGGUGAUCUCGCUUGUGAUGCGUUCAGGGUGUACGAUCACCCACCUCCGCCUGUCUCAUAUGUUAAUGGACGAAGACCCCGUCUACGCGUGCCUCAGAGCUUUGCCGGGGGUCACGCACCUCGUGGUGGCGUCACCGCGCACGGAAGACUUGGCGGACUUCCUGUGGACCCUCGCUGACGCUUCCUACCACACGCAAGACCCUCCCGUGAUACUGCUCCCCAUGCUGCAGUCUUUUGUCCUGAAAAAUUGUCUUGAUGUCCUAGAACUGGAGAGCGUCGUACGCCUACUCGAGACGCGCUGCAGACAGCGGGAGGGCUACGCGUUGCCCACGGCUUUGCUGCGAACCUUUCGUGCGACCUGGGGAGAAGACGUAGACGAGGACGAGGGGUUCAAGGACCCGAUACCCGUCAUCAAACAGCUGGUGCGCGAGGGGCUUUCGCUCCAACUCGAUAUGCCUCAGUACUGGCAAUCUCAGGAGUUGAACUGGCAUAUGGUGAGUGUCGGCCUAUCCUCGCUACGGGUCUCAUGUCUGCAGAUUCAGGAAUUGAAACGGCUGGACUGA